ACAUAGUCAGUUUGCGGUUGUGGGUAUUACCACAGCACAACAAGUUUAGAAAGGCAGAAAGUAAAAGCUUGAUAUUACAGAGAACUACUUCAAUUAAAGCAGCUAGACAUCUCACCUGUGUAUGCACUCAUGAAUGUGCCUCAUAUCGUAUUGCAGUGUUGGUGUUGUAGGGUGUGUCUGUAAUGUGUGUGCGCGCAGCCAGAGGACUUCCCAGGCAAACGAGCUUCUUCACUCGUUCGCUCAGCGCUGCUAACCGACCUCAUCAACAAACUGCUUUCUGCAAAACUACAUGAUUAUUUACCGGAUUAUACACUGCACCCACUGAUGGACUUUGCUACGAGUUCUUUUUCAGGCAGCACUUUGAAAAUCUCGUUGCAAUCGUACAGGACCACCCAGCUGCCUGAAACCAGAAGUACCAGCCCCAGAAAUCGUUCUCCCUGUGCGUGGGUGUUUCUGCAGCCGUUUAAUUGUGCGUCUGUGUGAAGCUCUACAGGCCCGGAGUUUUCACUCUCAGCGUAACCAUGUAUCAAGUCGUAAGGAAGCUGUUUUUUACGGACUGUCACUGCGCAGGCAGUGUGUCAAAGACAUACGACGAGCUGUUCGCCAAGCUGGAUACCAACAAGGAUGGGAAAGUGGACGUGUCCGAGUUGAAGGCAGGGCUAGCUGCUAUGGGCAUCAAAGCCGAGAAAGGAGCUGCUGAGAAAAUCAUUUCCUCUGGAGACGAAAACCGAGAUGAAGGGCUUGACUUCAGUGAGUUUGCCAAGUACCUCAAGGAUCAUGAGAAGAAACUACUGCUGACCUUCAAGAGCUUGGACAGAAACAAUGAUGGCCGAAUAGACUUCAAGGAAAUUCAACAGUCGCUUGCUGAGCUGGGGCUGGAAGUCUCCAGAGAGGCCGCAGAGAAGAUCCUUCAAAGUAUCGAUGUGGACGACACCAUGACUGUGGACUGGAAUGAGUGGAGGGAGCACUUCCUGUUUAACCCAGCCACCGACCUGCAGGAGAUUAUUCGCUACUGGAAGCACGACUCGGUGCUAGACAUCGGUGACAGUCUCGCCAUUCCGGAUGAGUUCACAGAGGAGGAGAAGAUGACUGGUCUGUGGUGGAAGCAGCUGACAGCGGGGGCCAUGGCAGGGGCUGUGUCCCGUACAGGCACCGCCCCACUGGACAGAAUCAAGGUCUUCAUGCAGGUGCAUUCCUCCAAGAGCAAUGAAAUCAGCCUGGUUGGUGGUUUUAAGCAAAUGAUAAAAGAAGGAGGUGUGACAUCUCUGUGGAGAGGAAAUGGUAUUAAUGUCCUGAAGAUCGCCCCCGAGACAGCCAUUAAAUUCAUGGCCUAUGAGCAGUAUAAGAAGCUGUUGUCUAGUGAACCAGGGAAGGUCAAGACCCAUGAGAGGUUCAUGGCUGGGUCACUGGCUGGAGCCACAGCACAAACCACCAUCUACCCCAUGGAGGUGAUGAAAACCCGUCUGACCCUGAGGAAGACCGGACAGUACUCAGGAAUGUUUGACUGUGCCAAGAAGAUCCUGAAGAACGAGGGAGUGAAGGCGUUUUACAAGGGCUAUGUUCCCAAUAUUCUGGGCAUCAUUCCCUACGCUGGGAUCGAUCUGGCAAUCUACGAGAGCUUGAAGAACAUCUGGUUGUCCAAGUACGCCAAAGACACAGCCAACCCAGGUAUUCUGGUGCUGCUGGGCUGUGGCACCAUAUCCAGUACGUGUGGGCAACUGGCCAGCUACCCUCUGGCUCUGAUCCGCACCAGGAUGCAGGCACAAGCGUCUGUUGAGGGCUCAGAGCAGAUGCCCAUGAGCCGGAUGGUGAAGAAGAUUCUGCGUAAGGAUGGAUUCUUUGGAUUUUACCGCGGCAUCUUGCCUAAUUUCAUGAAAGUCAUACCGGCUGUCAGCAUCAGCUAUGUGGUGUAUGAAUACAUGAGGUCUGGUCUAGGUAUUCAAAAGUAGGCAGCAGAGUCAUCUGUGACUGUGUGUGUCUAUGAUAGUGUAGAAAGAUGUACAGUAAUCCUUUUUUUUUUUCCAAAACACUUUCAUUCGUAGAGAAACUCAUGUUAAAAAUGUGUUUACUUGUUGGUCACCAAAGUCUGGACUCAAACUGCUGCAGGUGGCGCCAUUGUAGAUGUUUUAAAUGAUUGCAGUCUCCAACAACAUUUCCAGCUGCAUGGAGUUUGUCCAAGAUAUUUUUACAAUGCACCCAGUGCUUUGAGGCACUGUCAGAAUCAGGGCAAAGUUUGGGUCAAAUGACUUUACGUUUAAUCAGCCAAAGAGGUGGAUGUUAACAAUUCUGAAAAGAAAGCAUUUGGAGGGUUCAGUUCUCCAUAAUAUCGUGUAAAAUGUCCAUUGUGGGUGCCAUUUUGAAGUGCAAUACUGUAUUUACACUUUGGACAUUUACUAUUAUGUUUGAGAUGAGUAGCUACAGCAUGGGAUUUUGGGAAUGGAGUUCACUCAAGAGUUGUUGGUUCCACAUCAUUAUUGCACCUUUUCAGUGGUGAAUAGGGGAAUAAUGUGCCUUAGAUUAUGAUUUUUUUUCUCUAUGGAUUCCACCCUCACUUUUUUGCCUUUCAAAUAUUUGGUUAAUAUAUACUGGUGUUUACAUUAAUAAAACAUUUGAAUACAAAAAGAUGAAUACUAUAUUCCAAUAUGGUUAAAUAUAUAAGAAUAUUCUCCGUCUUCAAAGUGGCAUAUUAUUUAUGUCCAUUGUGAUCUUAAAAGCUCCGGGAUUUGAUUUUUCUAAACUGAAUACAAACCUUAGGUGUGGUGCUCGUUGAUGAUUGGACUGGAGGCUUUAAAUGCACCACAGAUUAGUCCGGUUUAGAUCUUAUGUAAUACCCUUUUACUCAGUGAUGUCAGUACUCCUGACUUGGGCUGUCUAAUCCUAGGCAUGGAAAAGGAUACCACUACGGUGGCUCUGCUAAUUUGCUGUACUAAAUGAAGGGACUGAAGAAGAUAACUGCAUUUCAGGCUCUUCACUCCGUGCAGAACAACUCAGAACAUCACUAAUUAAGGCAUCAUUUUGGACUCUGGUAACCGAGAAUUUGAAAAAUCUAUAAAAGGCUAUAAACAGAAAUUAUCAUCAUCAUGUUCACACACCCUAAUUACAAUGGGUACACAUGAAAUAUUGACCAUUUUUCUAUUUAGGUUUUACAUAAGUCAGUU
Monopterus albus (swamp eel) is the source of this 3158-nucleotide messenger RNA. RefSeq names its product solute carrier family 25 member 24 (gene slc25a24). Gene Ontology annotation, cellular component: mitochondrial inner membrane. The transcript has 10 exons. The record is from RefSeq and is a predicted model, not a curated record. Lineage: Eukaryota; Metazoa; Chordata; Actinopteri; Synbranchiformes; Synbranchidae. Gene Ontology annotation, biological process: transmembrane transport. Gene Ontology annotation, molecular function: calcium ion binding. Bases 522 to 1949 code for a protein of 475 amino acids.